AAUUCAAAUAUAACUUCUUGUAAAAAAGUGUAAUAAAUUAGUUGAAUUGCGGAACCAACUUCCUAUAAUACUUUAAAUACGUUGCCUGUGUCAAUAGUAGUAGAAUUGUUCCUUUAUUGCUUCGUGGGCUUACAUACUUAGCUCAUAUUUCCGUUACUCGCAUUGCUCAGAGGGAUUGAGUCAUUGUUGCUUUACUUUUGGUUUAUAAAUAUAUUCUUGCAAUUAAUCAGUGCUCAUACAACAGACUGAUAACUGUUCAUCAGUCUUCUGCUUUGGAUCAGUGACAUUAACAACACUUUCCUAUUAGAAUCUCAGUAGUGCACAGACUGGUUUAAUUUGCAUUGAAAAUCAUAGUUGUGCAGGAUUCAUUUCAGUACUCCUUCCAAUACCGAGCCAAUACCUCAAGACAUGGCUCAGCAUUUCUUACUUUCAAAAGUAACUGUGAAAAUGAAAUGGAGAUUCCACUGUGCAUCUCUGGUUCUUCUGAUGACCCAUGUUCUGCCCUGUCAGGGGAUGUUAGUGUUCUCACCACUGACAAGAUUGCUCUUUAGAUGUGUAAAAUACGGGGAGACUCAUCUUAAUUUUGGAGUAGCCACGCUGUGAAUCAGCCUAGUAAUGAUGCUGUGGGCAGAGCACGUGGGUUAAUUUACUUGAAGAAAUGCCAUAAAUAAGUCCAAUAACCCCAGAAUUCAGAGAAGUGAUUUACAGCUAUGAAGGUGAGAGCAGAAUUUGAGCUUUUCAGAGCAGGUUUCAAAGCUAUUUAGUGGCAGUAAAAAUAGUUUUCUUUUCCUCAGGACAAUGAUUUCUUCUUUCUUUUUGGAAAGAGGUGUGUUCCACAGCCAGGGAAGGCACGGACAUCAGGGAAGACACUGACACGUGGACUCUGCUGGCUCUUGAAAGAUUGUGCUUCCAUUAGCAAGUAAGAAAAGGAGAAAGAUGAGUUUGGGUAGUUGGGAUGAAAUCAGCCGAGGAAGAGUUAAAAAGGCACCUAGCAGAGGCUGGUGGAUGUGAUGCCUUCAGAGUUUGCUCGUGGAUGUUAGAUAAGAGCGAAAGCUAGAUAAGACAAAUGUUACUUUUGUCCUGAUGUAAUGCUUUAUUUCUUUAAGAGUUUAGUACCCUCAAGGAGGGAGUUUUGAACUUUAGUCAUGGAGAGGGCUGUUGACUAAUCAUAAUGUGAUGACUCAUUUCCUUUUUUUCUUCUACAAGGCGUUCACAUUUUUGCCACAUUUUAGCAUGCAUUUGAAUAAGAAACCUCCCAGCAUGCUAUAUAAAGGACUUCCAAAGACUCAGCCUGUUAGUAAACACAAGUGGAAUCACAGAAGCCCAGGUGAUGAAGAUGGAGACGGGAGAUGAAAUUGCUAUUGUGGGAAUCGCAUGCAACUUUCCCGGAGGUGAAGGAAUUGACAAUUUCUGGAAAGUGCUGGAGGAAGGCAAAAACUGCACAGUAGAAAUACCCCCAGAGAGAUUUAAUACCGAAGAGUGGUAUGAUCCAGACAGUAACAAGCCAGGAAAAAUAUGUACAACACGAGCUGCUCUUCUCAAUGAUCAUGCAGUGGGUGUGUGUGCAUUUUGGGUGUUCGCAUAUUCACGUGCAUUCUGUAUGAAGGUGUGCAUAUCAGAUCUGAGGUGGGCUACAGCCUGCCAAAGGAUUUAUACAGUCCACUUACAGCCUGUGGAGGAAGGUGGCAGAGUAUGGACUCCGAGGUGUAUGAACUGCGUGUACACCCCUCAAAUCCAUCUCUCCUAUUUAGAGAUAAAUAUGUUGUGUCAAGUUCAGAGCUGUACGUCCCUUUUGUUCACUCAGGGUAAUGUGACAUGUAUUUGUAUUGUUACAGGUCUUAUGAAUCGAGACUUUGAAAUCGUAAGAAGCAAAUCAGUGAGUGAAAUAAAUCAUUAUGCUGGUACAGGGUCAGCAAUGAGCAUAGCUGCUAACAGGGUCUCCUUCACUUUUAAUCUGACUGGACCAUCGUUGACAAUUGACACUGCUUGUUCAUCAUUUCUUUUUGCUCUGCACUACGCCGUGCGAGCAAUUAAAUCAGGAGACUGCGAGGCAGCUAUUUGCGGUGGUGUAAACAGCAUAAUAGAUCCCCGCACCUUUGUAUCUCUCAGUAAAGCAAAAAUGAUCUCUCCAGAAGGCAUGAGUAAACCCUUUUCCAAAAAGGCAGACGGCUAUGGAAGGGGAGAAGGCUGUGGUGUUGUUUUCCUCAAACCACUGAAAAAGGCAAAGGAAGACUACAGCAAAAUCUGGGGUGUUAUAAACAUCAGUGCAGUCAAUCAGAAUGGUAGGUCUAUAACGCCGAUCACAAGGCCGUCUCAAAUAGAGCAGGAGAAGUUACUGCGCAGCAUUUAUGAAGGUCACGUAGAUCCCUCGGUUGUGCAGUACAUUGAAGCCCACGGGACAGGAACUGCUGCUGGAGACCCCACGGAAGCUGAGAGCCUUGGUAAUGUUGUUUGUAAGAACAGACCUUCGCAUGUUCCCGCUCUGAAAAUUGGUUCGGUGAAAGGGAAUAUUGGCCACACAGAAUCGGCUGCUGGAGCAGCAGGUUUGAUCAAAGUGCUUCUGAUGAUGCAUCACGGGAAGAUUGUUCCAUCUUUGCAUUACUCAAAGGAGAUGAGCAGCAUCGAUACGGAGAAAUUAAACCUUGCCAUUCCCACAGCGGUUGAGCCCUGGGAAGAUUCCAGUGAGUGCGGAAGAGUAGCUGGCAUCAACUGCUUUGGAUUUGGAGGAACCAAUGCCCAUGUUGUAGUCAGCCAGGUUAAGCAGCCAGAGCCUCUUUGUGGCUUUAAGAGGCCGCUGGAAUUAGUUUUGCUGUCCGCAGCAUCAGCUAAAUCCCUUCAGAUGACAAUGGCAGAUACAGCUGAGCAGCUGAGCGCGAGAAACUGCGUAACUCUCCCAAGCCUGGCCUAUACAUCUGCCUGCAGAAGAAGCCAUGCCAACUACAGGUACCGGAAAGCAUUUGUGGCAAACUCUCUCCAGCACUUGCAGCAAGAAGUUUUGUCGGCAGCAAGCACUGACUUUGCCACGUCAAAGGUGGAGCUGCAGCUGGUGUUUGUGUUCUGUGGCAACGGCGUAACGCUGAAGGAGUUCAGUGAGGCACUGCUGAGCUCAGAGCCAGUGUUCAGAGACAAGUGUAAGGAAAUAGAAGCGCUCUUUCAGAAACACGCUCCCAUCAGCCUUCUGCCAGCAAGAGGUCGCAGCUCGAAGGAGUUGCUGAAUCCAGAACUCUCGCAGCCCAUGCUUUUUACCCUGCAGGUUGCGUUAGCUUCUCUUCUGAAGUACUGGGGCAUUAAGCCGGUCGCUGCUGUUGGCCAUUCCGUGGGGGAAGUGGCGGCAGCACAUUUUGCUGGCUACCUUUCCCUGGCAGAUGCGGUCAAAGUGAUAUAUCACCGGAGCAGGCUGCAGGCAAAGACUGCCAGCGGCAGAAUGCUGGUGGUUGGGAACAUCCCUGUUCAAGAAGUUGCUGAACGUCUGCAUCCCUACUCGGGAAGGGUGUGCAUUGCAGCUUUCAACAGCCCAGUUUCCUGCACCUUGUCUGGAAAUCCAGAUGAUGUGGACUCGGUCCAGAAAGAUUUAGCACAAGCCUUCAGCCAGAGAAACAUCUUUCUUCAUAUUUUAAAUGUCCCAGCUGCCUACCACAGCUCUAGCAUGGAUGUGAUACUUGGGGAGUUGGAACGGAGCAUAGAGCCUUUAGAAGAACAGAAGGGUGAUGUUGAAGUAAUUUCAACACUGACCGGGACAGCUGCUUCUGCAAAUGACUUCACUCGCGGCAAAUUCUGGGCCCGGCAUACUCGUGAGCCGGUUGCUUUCACUCAAGCCAUAGAAACUGCAGCUAGAGACAGGGAAAAUGUAGUGUUUGUUGAAAUAAGUCCUCACCGAGUGUUGCAGCGAAACAUAAAAGAGACUCUAGGAAAAGUCACUAAGGUGUUCUCUUCUUUGCAGUCUGAUGCAGAGUAUCAGGCACUCUUUAGCUUGGUAGGAAGUCUGUUUGAACUGGGCUACAAUCCCAACUGGCAGCACUUUUAUGAUGGAUAUCAAAGCGUUCCAGUGAUCAUCCCACGGUAUCAGUUUGAUCGUAAAAAAGUCGUGACCUCUCUGGAUACCUAUCAACAAGCAAACCAAAGAGAUGUCAGCUCCGGUCAUCCCUUGAUUUAUGUCACGAACAGUGACAACAUGGAGUUUGGCUGCCUGCUCUCGCAGGACACCGCAUCCUACUUAUAUGAGCACAGGAACAAUGGUGUGGCUUUAGUCCCGGGUGCUUUUUAUGUGGAGCUUGGUCUGGCCUGUGUGAUGAGCUGCUUAAGACCUAAAGCACCUCUGAGUGCUUGCCAGAUAAGCGUCAGUUUUUCAGCACCGUGUGUUCUCACACAGAGUUCCCAAGUCUUGACCAUCAAGCUGAGUCCACAAAAAGCAGUGACAGCCUUUGAGAUACUCUCUUCUUCCAACGCAGUUUAUGCUUCAGGCCAUGUUAGAAAGGUGCCUGAGGCUGUUGUGGAAGAAAGCACCAUCUCCUUCCAAGAGGUCUAUCACAGAUGCAGGUCAGUGAUUAGCACAGAGGAGGUCUAUGAAGCACUGUCUCAGGUUGGCUUUCAGUAUGGCUCCAUAUUCAGGCAGCUCAGGAAUGUGCAUUAUUGCCAGGAGCUAAAGGAAGCUAUAACAAGCAUCAAGGUGAACAAGGAGACUCUCAGAGAGAUGUACAGCUAUUGUAUCCAUCCAGUGCUGCUGGACUGUUUUAUGCAGAUGACUGCUGUGAUGACCUCAAGGACUCUGCAGUCCAGAGCAGGCUUUCCUACAGGGAUAGGAAGCCUGGUGGUAUUGCGACCUCUGGAGGAAGAAAUGAUGAUAUAUAUGAGAACAAGCAAAUCCACUGGGAGAUGCUUAGAGGUCUGUGGAUGCUUCAUGGACAAACACGGGUCUGUUUUGGCUGAACUCAAGCGUGUUGUCAUCACUUUUAUGAAACAAGCAUCUUCCAGAGACAACGAGUUCAUGUUUGAAAACAAGUGGUCAGAAAUCUCUCCAUCACAGACCAUUGGUCAUUUAGAAGCAAUGCCUAGAGUCCUAGUGUUUGCUGACAAGUUUGGGAUAGCUGACCAGCUCAGAAAAUAUUUGCAUCCUGAUUCUGGAUAUGUUAUGUACGAAGACUGGGAAUCCCUCUUGGAAGUCCACAUGGGGAAUGAAAUGAAAGCAGAGGUUGAGGAUUAUGAUGAAGUUCUCUUCCUGUGGGGAAUUCAAAAGGUGAAUGAGGAGUUCCCAAGUAAAGUGGUAGACCAACUCUCAAAGUGUUGUGAAGCUUAUCGCCGAGUUAUUGUGGCAUUAAGAGAGAAAAGUUCUCACUGUUCAAUCAGAGUGAUCACCUACAGAACAACAGAAAGAAAUGUAGACCAUGUUAACUGUGGGUUUGCAUUGCAUGGCAUGACCAGAACUUGUGUUGUUGAAGUUCCAGAAAUCACAUUUCAGAUAAUUGAUCUCAGCUCUUCCAGCUCCCUGGAUAUCUCAGCGUUAUCAGACGUUCUUGUCAAAUACCGAGGUAAGGAUUAUCCAGAAGUCUGGAUCAGCCAAGGAAGAAUUUAUGCAUCUGAAAUCAAAUGCACACAUUUUGUAGAUGCAGAUUACAGCCAACAUGUAAGGUCUGUCCAGAAUUCAGAGACAUUCGCUUUGUACACUGCUGAUCCAUACACAGCAAAAGACUUGUCUGCUGAAUUAUCCACCAGAGCUGCUACUAAGCUUGAAAAUCAGAGCGUUGAAAUUCAAGUGGACAAAAUAUGUAUCCACUCUGAAGAUUAUUAUCCCAUUAGUGUUUCUAGUUGUAACUUUGGCAAUACGCUCUACUGGAAUUCCCAAGCAGCGGACAAACACAGACUUUUGGCUCUUGAUUUCAGUGGCACAGUCACGGCAAUAGGCACUGAUGUGAAGAAAGUUAAAGUGGGAGAUCACGUGGUUUCCUGUUAUCCAGCUGCUGCAUCAUCCAGAAUUCAGAUCCCAGGAACAGUUUGUUUAAAUGUAAAGAAGUUUCCAUGCUUUCAAACUGUCCCCUGUGUGUCCUACUUCAUCCUUGCAUGGGAGAUCUUAAAUCAGAGGUUACCCAAGGGGAAACAUGGCAGAACUUUGGGUAUUAUUUCUACAGAACCAUCAUCAGUUUUGUGCCGUGUUCUUUCUGUGGCAGCAGAAGAGAUGGGCUGGAAAACAGUACUUGCAAGGCCCACUCCUGAUGUGCUGCAGUAUGUAAGUGUAUGCAAUGCCCUUGUUGUUUUUCCUCCAGUUGCCAGGCUGUCUCAGGAGGAUUUGGCCCGCAUGUACUGUCUUAAAGAUGUGGUGAUAGUAUGUGGCCAUCAACAAUCAGAAUGUAUUCAGAAUGUCAGUGGACUUGAUCAUGAAAAUAUCAGAUUUCAUAUCCUCAUCCUUAGCAGUAUCUUCCAGAAAGCAUCUCUAAAGGAACUCCACAAGGCUGUGCAUGUGUGGAUCAGUUCAUUGGAUAUGAAGCGGUUUAGACAUCUACCAGGUUCUGUCUUUCAGCAAACUGAGAACUUUGAAGGGCUGCAGUCUGUGAUGUCCUCUUUUACCUGCAAAUCUGUCCCACUUGCUGUACUGAGAAAGCAGAAGGACAUCACCGUUGUUUCAGAUAUACCAUUGUAUGAAUCCGAGAAGAAGAUAUUUAAGCAAAACGCUGUUUAUGUAGUAGCAGGGGGGCUCACUGGCCUUGGCUUUGAAACUGUGAAAUUCAUAGCAGCAAAUGGAGGAGGGUGUAUUGCAAUACUCUCCAGGAAAAUUCCCAGUAAGGAGAAGCAAGAAGAGAUGAAGGCUUUGCUGCAGAAGUACGAAGGCAGCAAAAUAGUGUUUGUGCAGUGUGACAUUACUUUGACCAAUGAUGUUGAGGAAGCUUUCCAGAUCAUUGUAAAAUUAUUUGAAGGGUGUCCAGUCAAAGGUGUCUUUCAGAGUGCUGUUGUUUUACACGAUGGUCGUCUUGAAGUUCUGAAGUUUGCUGACUUUCAGAAAGUGCUGAGCCCCAAAGUGGCAGGGACCCUAAAUCUUCAUUGGGCUACACGAGGCCAACAGCUUGACUACUUUGUGUGCUACUCGUCUGUUACUUCCUUUCUAGGAAAUUCCACGCAGGCAAACUACGCAGCUGCAAACUCUUUCCUGGAUGUCUUCUGCCUCUACAGGAGGAACUGUGGUCUUUCAGGCCAAUCCAUUAACUGGGGUGCUCUGAACCUUGGCAUACUGCUCAAUCAAAACCACAUUCAGAACAUUCUGGGAUCCAAGGGCAUCGAUAUUCUGCAAGUGCAUGAGAUUCACGAGUAUCUCAAGAAGAGCUUACUUUCAAAUAACCCACAGCAAGCUGUUGUCAAAUUAAAUGUUCAAACUUUACUUAAUCAUGUUUUUAUUCGGAUUGUUUCACUCAAAAGUCGCUUCAGAUCACUAAUGACAGAAGAAUUUGGAAGCAAGCUUGAAACCUCUGAGGAAUCUCAAGUCCAGGAUAUUGCUUUAGUCAAGUCUGAAGACUAUAUUACCUCACUGAUGGCUGACCUCACUGGGCUGGACGCAGAUGAACUAACCAUGAAUAUGCCACUUUCAUCACUGGGCGUAGACUCUAUGUUAGCUAUGACAAUUCAGAACCGUGUCUUUCAAGAAAGAAAGGUGGACAUACCUCUUCUGAAACUACUUGAUCCUCACACCACUCUGUCAAGUUUAGUAGUAAUUUUAGGGGAAACAACCAAUCCAGAUCAAAUUGUUGAGGAAAAAAUAUCUGCAGUUGCUAGUGCAGAACAUGAGAGCUGGCUGUAGGAAUCAUCUCCUUCAAUAACUGUGUCAAUAUGACUAGACCCUUUGCAGAUAUCAGAAUACGUCAUUGCAAAUGCAUGGUAGAACAUGCACAUAUGCUGAAUGUAAUCUUCUGAGUUGUCCUAGAAGAGCUCACAUCAGUUUCUUCUGCCAUUGCACUAACUUUGUUACUUUUGGACAGUGGUGUGACAUGAUACUUUCAAUCUCUUUUACCUUCGUUUUCAGUAUUUUUAACUGUAAAUAGGUAGACUAUACAGAAUUCCAUUUGAUGAAUUUGUAUGUUUGUCAUGGUUUUG
Messenger RNA from Numida meleagris (helmeted guineafowl), 8073 nucleotides. RefSeq names its product mycocerosic acid synthase-like polyketide synthase. The record is from RefSeq and is a predicted model, not a curated record. Lineage: Eukaryota; Metazoa; Chordata; Aves; Galliformes; Numididae. Gene Ontology annotation, molecular function: acyltransferase activity. The transcript is spliced from 7 exons. Bases 1331 to 7780 code for a protein of 2149 amino acids.